Messenger RNA from Tigriopus californicus, 4267 nucleotides. RefSeq names its product protein O-mannosyl-transferase Tmtc3-like. NCBI's taxonomy places the organism in Eukaryota, Metazoa, Arthropoda, Copepoda, Harpacticoida, Harpacticidae. The transcript has 3 exons. Gene Ontology annotation, biological process: protein O-linked glycosylation via mannose. Gene Ontology annotation, cellular component: endoplasmic reticulum. The record is from RefSeq and is a predicted model, not a curated record. The coding region runs from base 449 to 3562 and encodes 1037 amino acids. Gene Ontology annotation, molecular function: protein binding; mannosyltransferase activity.
ACGAGUCAGUCGAUGGGUAGCUCAGUCGGCAGAAUGCCAUGUAACAAGAAGCAAGGACGGUCCUUCCACAUUUUGCACGUUUCGAUUUGCCUUAUGAAUACUUGUCGAUUUUUCAUUACAACACUCGAGAGUAAGUGGAACCUUAACCGUUAGUGCAGAACUGAGUGUGCUCUACUCUAUAGUGCUACAGUGGUGGCUGAAAGUGUGUGCGUGUGGGUAUGUGUGUGUCGUCAAAACCCGGUCAACAAAUCUAAACCUAUGUCCACAAGCGAACCAAAAGUUUGAAAGGGCGAUGUGCUCAAAGAUGGGCCAAGGGGCAAUUUAAGAAGAAUGCCGCCGACAUGAAAAACCACAUCGUUGGCGCGUGCUAUCUUCCGAGCAAGAAACAAUUGCUCCCUCAACCGCCGUUUACGAUCACGCCUCCCGAUGAUCCACCGGGGAUGAGAUCAUGAAAAGUUCGAGUGUGGUAACUUGUUUACCCUUUGUCAAUGCAAAGCUACUUGUGAAGAGGUCAACUGAGAUCACGUCCGUCGAUAUGAAUACCUCGGGUGCAACCGAAACCAACACCAUUUUGAGAAAAGUGCCGACACCGACUCCGCUCGGAGACUCGAACAACAAUAACAGCAACAACAAAGAUCUGCGAUUACCGAACGUGACCCGGAGGUCGAUCACGCCGGACAAGAGAGAUUCAAGGCGUUCCAGAAGUUCGCCUUUCUUUCGGAGUGAGGCGAACAGUGUUGGUUGCCAAGCAUGGAUUGAUAAGCGCUUGCCGUUGAUUCACUCCUUACUUUUUCUAUUAUGUUUGUCAGUGUAUUGGAACUCGCUGGAUGGUUCUUUUGUAUUUGACGAUGUGACGGCCAUCCGAGACAAUCGAGACUUACGCCCUCAUGUUCCGUGGCAGAACCUCUUUGCCAAUGACUUUUGGGGAACUCCGAUGUACAAGGAGCAUAGCCACAAAUCAUAUCGCCCUCUGACAGUUUUAACUUUUCGUUGGAACUAUGCACUUCAUGGACUCAACCCUAUGGGCUAUCAUCUCGUCAAUGUGAUACUACAUGGGAUCGUAACUCUUGUCUUCUUUAAUGUUGCCAGAGUCUUAGUUUUAUCGUCCACCGUGAGCUUGACCGCUGCCACGCUAUUCGCACUCCACCCGAUUCACACGGAGGCUGUGAGUGGCAUUGUGGGACGAGCCGAGCUUUUGUCCUCCUUUUGGUACCUGAUGGCUUUUUUAUCCUAUACCAAAGCAGCCGGUCGUUCCAAGCGAGGCCAAACGUACCCGGUCGCUAACGGCUACAGUGGCAACUAUUUUCACAGCAACAACAACAACUCUUUUCACCACAACUACCAUAGUUCUUCAAGUAGUGGUACGGGGAGCAGCGGUAACACCACCACCACCACCAACAACAACAACAACAGUAGCAAUUCAAGUUGUGCGCCAAAGAAACCCUUUCCGUGGAGUUGUCAAGCCACUUCGGCAUCAUGGGCCUCUUUCAUGUGGUCCCUUCUGUUUAUCACCAUUGCUUUGUUGUGCAAAGAGCAAGGCAUUACCAUCCUGGCUGUUUGUGUCAUUUACGAGCUGUGCAUCACACAACGCUUACUUCUCAGCCUACCCACAUCAGAGUUCCUGACAAUGCGCUCCGUUCUAAAGGGCGGAGGAGGAGGAGCAGGAGGAAAGUUCUCGCCUCAAACUAAAGCCUCUUGCCAGAGAAUUUGUGCAUUGGUCUUAACCGGCCUGGUUCUUAUGGUGAUGCGAUUGAAAAUUAUGGUUCAACUUCCCAAUUUCUAUACUUACGACAAUCCAGCGGCCACGGCCUCUGCUCCGACCAAGCAGUUCACGUUUGGAUACUUGACUGCUCUGAAUGCAUGGCUGCUACUCAACCCGAGCCAUCUCUGUUGCGACUGGACCAUGGGAACUGUGCCACUAGUCACCUCGCUGACCGACCCACGACAUCUGAGUACAAUAACUUUGGUCCUGACCCUGGCUGGGCUCAUCCAUCGCAUCUUGAAAAGGGACAGAUGUCAAAAAGAACUCCCGGUCGUUCUCGCUCUGACCGUGAUCCCAUUUCUGCCUGCUUCCAACCUGCUCUUUCCCGUUGGGUUUGUGGUGGCCGAGAGGGUCUUAUAUCUACCCUCGAUGGGUUUCAGCCUCCUCGUGGCCAUUGGAUGGCACAAGUGUCACAAACGUCUUUCCACAUUAAGGGACUCCAAUGGCAGGAAAAUCUUUACCCUCCUGUGGCGUCUGGGACUUGUGUUCUGUUUAGUCAGCCAUGCUGCGAAAGUCUGGCUUCGCAACCUGGAUUGGAAAGACGAAUACGCGUUGUUCAGCUCGGGUCUGAAAGUGACGGAUCGAAAUGCCAAGUUGUUCAGCAACGUGGGACACGCACUUGAGAAACAGGAGCGCUUCGGAGAGGCUCUUCAAUAUUUCCAUCAGGCUGUUAUGGUUCAGCCUGACGAUAUUGGGGCGCACAUUAACGUGGGCAGGACUUUGAAUCAUAUGAAACGCUUUCAAGAGGCAGAAGUGGCUUACACCAAGGCGAAGAACCUCCUUCCCCAAUCCCGAACUGGCGAGACCUAUUACGCCCGCGUGGCUCCUAACCACUUGAAUGUGUUCCUGAAUUUAGCCACGCUCAUAUCUCGGAAUGACUCACGACUCGAGGAAGCCGAUCUCUUGUACAGACAAGCCAUUUCCAUGAGAGCAGAUUACACCCAAGCAUACAUUAAUCGGGGCGAUAUUCUCAUCAAGCUGAAUCGGACGCGAGAGGCUCAGGCUGUUUAUGAAAAAGCCCUCUCAUUUGAGCGGGGUAAUCCUGAUCUGCUGUACAACAUGGGUGUGGUCAUGUUAAAUCAAAACAAGAUCUCUCAGGCUCUGAACUACUUCGAUCUGGCUCUGAAAGAAGAUCCAGAUCACCGUCAGGCGCUUAUGAACUCUGCCAUUUUAAUUCAAGAGACGGGUAUCCGCCAACUCAGACGGGUGGCCAUUGAGCGUCUAAUGAAAAUCGUCGGCCCGGAUGGACCGGAUACCAAGGAUGUGAAUGAACGGGUACUCUUCAAUCUGGCCAUGCUUCAUAUGGACGAUGGGGAUCUGCCUUCGGCGGAGAGUUUCUUCCAAAAGGCCAUUCAAGCCCAACCGGAUUUCCGCUCUGCCCUCUUCAAUUAUGCCCUUCUUUUGUCUGAAACGGGUCGAGCUGCUCAAAGUGGUCCUCUUCUCCAUCAAUUGAUUCACUAUCAUCCCGACCACGUCAAAGGGCUCAUUCUUCUCGGAGAUCUGUACGUCAAUCACGCAGGAGACUUGCACAAGGCUGAGGAGUGCUACCGAACCAUCUUGAAGUUAGAGCCCAAUCACGUCCAAGGGAGGCACAACCUCUGUGUCGUGUUAUUAGAACAGGAUCCCAAUCGUCUGGAGAGUCUCGUGAAAGCCAAGGAAUGCCUCGAAUCCGUCAGAGAAUCCGCACCCAACGAGGAUUACAUUCUCAAACAUCUUGGCAUCGUCGAGGCCAAAGUUGAGUCCCUGACCGAGUCCAUUCGCCUUUCAGAGCAUCACUCACAUUUUCCAGAAAUGCCUUAAUCCCAGACUUUCAGCCCAGAAACCAAAAGAGAGAGAGAGAGAGAAAGAAAAAGAAAAAGGAAGAUAGCAAGACAGACACGUCACGCACAGAGCAAAAAGACAGAAAGAGCCUCCUCACCUUUACUUAAAGGUAGAAGAGCUACACGGAGAGAGGGGGGAGGGCGGGGGGGGGCCGAGUGCUGAUGUCUUUCAACCGAAGUCUUAUUCCUAUCCCAAUCCCUUUUCUGCACUCCCACAUUACAAUCAAUCGUUUAUCAUCGUCAUAUCUACAUAUUCUACGUACACCUCCCAACCCCACAACACAAACACAUCCUCCUGGUCCCCAUUUAUCUAUCUUUAACCCCUUCGUGAUACCUUUCCUGAUCCUCAUGAAUGCAAAUUCCAAAGACCAGCCAAACGUUUCCUUUAGUCUGGCGGCCAUGUCAAAAACUAUUCCCCUUCAAAUGCAAACGCUCCAUGUGAUAAUCUAAGCUGCGUGUAGUGUGUAUCUGAUAGCUAGCUACUACUUGUUCAAAGAUAGGAAAGAUGAGACUUCUUCUACUACUACGUACUUCAAAGGCCUGGCCUCAAUCGAAGACAAGUAGUUAAAUGGUCUAUUCUGACCGUAUCUGUUUAAUGUCAUCCACUAAUCAAUUAUUUUCAGUACUUGUCAACCAACCACGUGUGUAUUCUUUCAGUAUUAAUAAAAACCUUCCCUACCCUGUA